This is a messenger RNA of Cotesia congregata, 3360 nucleotides long. The record is from the annotation of a GenBank genome assembly. NCBI's taxonomy places the organism in Eukaryota, Metazoa, Arthropoda, Insecta, Hymenoptera, Braconidae.
AUGGUAGUUGCUUUGACUAUCUGUUUUUCAGAACUAACUACCCCGCAAGAAGAAAUUUACAUUGAAGAAGGAAAAACAUUGGAUAUAAAUUGUACAGCUUCAGAAGAUAUUGAUUUUUUCUAUCCAAAAACGAUCAACGAUCAAAUUGUUACAUCACCAGUGGAAUUUAUAGUAGAAACUGCGUUAAACUCAUCAAAAUUUAUAUUGAAAAAACCGAAUACUGUUUUUGGCGACACUGGAUGGUAUGGAUGGAUUGAGGCAAGCAAAAAUCAACGAAAGCUAAAUUUACGAAACAUUUUGGUAACACCCUACUCUUACAAUGAAAUUGACAUACACUGGGUUUACGUUUACGUAAAAUCUGAAAAAAAAUCACUCACUUCUACUUCUCAAAUGUAUCACCUCAAAAGUCCAGUUGGAAGCGAUGUAAAUUUUCCGUGCUACCCAACCUCUCCAAAUUACACCGUAACUCUCUCUUAUGUAGAAAGAAAAUCUAGACGCACAGUAUUUAUGCCUUUAAGUGAAAAAUUAUCCUAUCAUCCAAAAAAAGGAUUUACAUUGCACAAUGUCAACAUUAAUGACGAAAGAAAAUAUCUAUGCGACGUUCCUCCACCACAUAAGACAAACUAUGUUUUGAUAAACUUGAGGGUUAAAGGCAAUACUCUAGAAAAUUCGUUAGAAAUUUCUUCCCGACCUCUGCAACAAAUCACUGUUGCUGAGGACUUUUCAAUGAAUUGUACUAUUAGCACGGAAAAAUCUUACUCAUAUGAUACAUUUCGCUGGAUAACGCCACUACAGAAAAAUUACAUCAGAAAAUUUAUUUCUUAUUUUGAUGGAAAUUUAAACGUCCAUGUAAGUCAACUGUCAAUAAAAAAUGUAACAAUCGACAAUUUUGGUGAAUAUAAAUGUGAGUUUUACGGAUUUGACACUAUAAAAAAUGCAAAGGCUGACCUUCAAGUCCACACUGAAAGCCGCCUAGAAAUGUCAAUGGAAAGCUCGGUUAAUGAAUAUAAGAAAGAAGUUGGCCAAUGUAUCAAGUGGACAUUAAAUAUUACGGCAUAUCCUUUGCCAAAAUUUAAAUGGCUUGAUCCCAAGAGUAAAGAAAUAAACAAUGAUUGGACUUUUCAUAACUAUAAAGUCAAUGACGAAAAUUUUUCCAUAAAUUUAGAUAAGCCUGACUUAACUCUUGAGGAUCGAGGAAAUUAUACACUAAUAGCUACUAAUUCGAAGGGAACUAAAACUCUAGAUUUUUUUGUCGACGUACUCAUGAAGCCUUUAAUAACAAAAAAAUUGGAUAGUAUCCAAGCGACGUAUUUUUCAUCAAACGAACUAUUAGAGUGUGAGUGUGAAGCUCAAGGAAAUCCGCUGCCAUUUAUAACAUGGGAAUAUACAAACAAUUUUAAAAAUUCAACUGAGAAUCUAGCAGCAAAUAAUUUUUUCAAUGUGAUUUACUCUCCAGAAAAUAUUUCGUAUUCUGUAUCAGGAGACAAACACUUUUCCAGAUUCGAACGUCAAAAAACGGUUUACAGUGAUAGUGGAUGGUAUGGUUGCGCUAUUGUCUCUGAAAAAUACAAAAAAAUUAAUCAGAAUCGGAUGUUAUUUACUCCCGACAUUUGUGGUGAACUAGACGUCCAAUGGAUUUACGUUUUUGUUAAAUCAACCGAGUAUUUGUUUCUUGACUUACCUAUUCAUCAGAAUUCUGCUGGAGAAUUCGUCUUAGAAUCAUCCGGUAGUGAUGUGACAGUGCCAUGUCGUCCUACUUCAUCAAAGUAUCAAGUGCAAUUGUAUGCUAUUGAAAAGGAAAAAACUAAAGAAAUUAAUAUUUCAGAUGAAACUGAAUCUUUAGCAUACGACGCGAAGAAAGGAUUUAUUUUUAAAAAUUUCACAGCCGACAGUGCUUCUUUUGGAUGUGCGAUCAUCAAAAAUGAAAAACAAGAGCAAAAUUUAACAAUUUUCAGAGUUACUUUAACAGGUGAGUCAAAAAAGGGCGACGUACCUACCAUCACAACUUUUUCAUUGACCCACAUGGAAAUUGGUAAAAAUUUCAGUAUGAACUGCACGAUUUCUCUUUAUGAAGAUAGAGAAUAUUUCGUUCAAUGGGUGACGCCUCAGCUAAACAAUAGAACUAAAGAAACAGAAUACCGGAUUACCGAAAACGAAAACUCGCUCUCUGCAAAUGGAAAAAGACUUCCGCAAAUUUUAAAUCUUGAGCUUAUAAUUGAGAAUGUAACUGCAGAAGACUUUGGUGAAUACGAGUGCUUUGUGUAUCAAUAUUCCAAAGUUGAAUCAGCUAGAAUAAAUUUAGUGCCCCAUCAACACAAACACCUAGACGUAUCAUUAAAAAGUUCAGAAAUUGAACACGUUAACGACUUCGGAAAUCACGCUAAGUUGAUUAUUAGUGUAGAUGCCUACCCUCUACCAGAAUUCAAUUGGUACAACCCAAAAGGACUUGAAAUUGACUAUCAACGGCGAUUUUUUGACUAUCAAAUCAACGGCGAAACCUUUUCCAUUGAAUUAUCAAGCCGCGAGCUUACUCACGAUGACACGGGAACUCACACACUGGUCGCUUAUAACUCAGAGUUCAAAAAAACGAUCAAUUUCAACGUAUCCAUUCUCGAACCACCUUCAAGUGUGGAAGAAGAGAAUUUGUAUAUGACCAAUGAAAAAGUUCGACUACAAUGUCAAGCUAAAGGGUAUCCAGUGCCGACAAUAGUGUGGCAGUAUGUCGAUGAGUUUGAUAAACUAAUCGGAACUUCUAUGACCUCGAACCUAUUUCAGAAUAUCUCUACAAUUGUUACUGAUGGAUUAGUUACAUCAAUCAUCAUCGUCAAAGUUAUAAAGGAAGGUUUUGUGUUAUGUGUUGCAAAUAAUACAAUGGGUGAAAAUGUUAUCAAGAAGCAGAGGAUAAAAUUCGCAGAACAACCUGCGAUUUCUAAUGAACUUUUUGAGCUUGAUAAAUCCGUGAAAUUCAAGGCUGAGUCUCAUCAUCAUGACUAUCAUUUCGGAAUUAUGAACCAAAAUAUUAACGCAACUGAAGGUGGUGCCAUUGAAAUGCAUUGCAGUGCAUCUAUUGAUAGUUUUCCAAAUAGAAUUGUUUGGUAUAACAACAGUAACUCUCUUGAAACGAAUGAGAGAGUUGCAAUAGAUGAAUCUAAAGCAGCUUCUUUAUACACAUCGAAAUUGUUUAUCACAAAUUUAAACAAAUGGGACGAGGGUAAUUAUUAUUGUAAAGGAACAACGAAAGAAGGUGAUGUUAUGAUGAACCAAUAUCAAUUAUUUUUUAAUGUUGCUGCAGUGUCUUCAACGUCGAUAAUAAUACAAAUAUCAAUAAUCUUAAUGCACUUCAUGUAUGUAUAUGCAUGA